This is a messenger RNA of Phycodurus eques (leafy seadragon), 3557 nucleotides long. RefSeq names its product gastrula zinc finger protein XlCGF57.1-like. Gene Ontology annotation, biological process: negative regulation of transcription by RNA polymerase II; regulation of cytokine production; regulation of immune system process. Lineage: Eukaryota; Metazoa; Chordata; Actinopteri; Syngnathiformes; Syngnathidae. The record is from RefSeq and is a predicted model, not a curated record. The coding region runs from base 748 to 2376 and encodes 542 amino acids. The transcript has 2 exons.
CGAAGCAUUGACGUCCCUAUUAUGGACGGUCUUUUAUUUUGAAGGUGGCUUUCGCCACGAGUUGGCGGUGUAUUACCGUAAUGCAGAGUAUGAACAAAAUGAGGCGCUGCUGGCUUGACUUCUUCACGAGUGGAGGCUGGCCUCCCAGUCAACUGGAAUUGGUCGAGUUUCGUUUUUAUUCCACUUGCAUGUUCUUUAUCUCGGUUUUAUCCAGUAUAUUUGACCAUAAACUUCGUUUGAAAUGAUCGCAACAAAUCCAACCUCCUGCGUCCGCGCAUGCGCUUCCCUCGUUGCCAGCAACUUCCGCUCCAGAUCGACUUUCGUGCACUUUUGUUCGAGCAAAUGAAUUUGCUCCACGAAUUAAUUCUUCCCGAAUGAGUUGCGAACGGAUAGAAACCGCGACACAGUGCGCCCUUCACCACUUUCAAGAAGUAAAACAUCAUUUCAAUCUUCGUGUGCGGAUAAACUCGUUUUGGUGGUGCACGUUCAGGUUUCUCGGCCUAGUUAGCUUAGCUUAGCUCGCUAGCCGCUAGCAAAGAGACGCCUUUGUAAGUAUCCAUCCCAGCCUUCCACUUUCUUUACCGCUGAUACUCACUCGGGUCGCGGGCUGCUGGGGCCUAUCCCAGCUAUCUUCGGGCGGGAGGUGGGGUACACCCAGAACCGGUCGCAAGCCAAUCGCAGCGCUUGUAAGCAACACAUUGCAAAUGAGAGCUCGCCUGUGAAGGUGUUGUGAUUAUCGUGUGCAAAAUGUGUGCGAGAACGACAGCAAAGUGCGAGAAGGAACUUUCUGGAACGAAAGAGGAGGAGGACGAGCCACGACGUCAACUUGUGGACGCUGUUCGCAUGCGGCCUCGUGUUGUGUUACACGCAGCAGACAUCACUGAAGAUCUUCAUAUUGAGCUGCAGGAGCCCGAGCCCCCUCACAUUAAAGAGGAAGUGGAGGACGAAGAGGUCCACCACAUCAAAGAGGAAGCGGAGGAGGAUGUCACCAACUUUCCAUCGACUGGUGUCCCUUUGAAGAAUGAAGAUGAAGGUCAACGUGAGGAGAGCAGAGGGGCGGAGCCUCCAAGCAGCAUCUCAAACCAACCCAUGACAACAGAAGGUGAUGGAGACUACUGUGGAGGAUCACAAGCAGAGGGCCUCUUAGCUCCACUGUCAGAUCGUGAUGACAUGACAUCGGACUCUCCUUACACUAAUGAUGAUGAUGGACAGUUUGAAGGUGAUAUGACAUGUCACACUGACAACAAACGAUUGAAAUGUUCUCAAUGUGAGAAAACUUUUGCUCGUAAGGGUCAUUUGAAACGACACAUAAGAACACACACUGGAGAGAAACCUUUUUCCUGCUCAAAUUGCGGUCAACGAUUCUCUGAAAAGGGAAACUUAAAAAAACACACCAGAUCACACACUGGUGAGAAACCUUUUGGAUGCUUAGAUUGUGGCCAAAGAUUCUCUGUGAAGGGAAACUUAAAAAUACACACAAGAACGCACACUGGCGAGAAACCUUUUUCCUGCUCAGAUUGUGGCCAAAGAUUCUCUGAAAAGGGAAGCUUAAAAAAACACACAAGAUCACACACUGGUGAGAAACCUUUUGGAUGCUUAGAUUGUGGCCAAAGAUUCUCUGUGAAGGGAUACUUAAAAAUACACACAAGAAUGCACACUGGUGAGAAACCGUUUUCCUGCUCAGAUUGUAGCCAAAGAUUCUCUGAAAAGGGAAAGUUAAAAAUACACACAAGAAUUCACACUGGUGACAAACCGUUUUCCUGCUCAGAUUGUGGCCGAAGAUUCUCUGAAAAGGGAAAGUUAAAAAAACACACAAGAACGCACACUGGUGAGAAACCUUUUACCUGCUUAGUUUGUGGUCAAAGAUUCUCUCAAAAGGGAAGCUUAACAAUACACACAAGAACGCACACUGGCGAAAAACCUUUUUCCUGCUUAGAUUGUGGCCAAAGAUUCGCUCUGAAGGGAAGCUUAAAAGACCACACAAGAACGCACACUGGUAAGAAACCUUUUGCCUGCUUGGAUUGUGGCCAAAGAUUCUCUGUGAUGGAAAACUUAAAAAGACACACAAGAGCACACACUGGUGAGAAACCUUUUUCCUGCUCAGUUUGCGGUCAAAGAUUCACUCAGAAGAUAAAUUUAGAAUUACACAUAAGAACACACACUGGUGAGAAACCUUUUUCCUGCUCAGUAUGUGGUCAAAGAUUCUCUCGAAAGGGAACCUUAAAAAUACACACAAGAAGACACACUGGUGAGAAACCUUUUGCCUGCUCAGUUUGUGGCCAAAGAUUCUCUUAUAAGUAUCAGGUUAAGACACACAAGUGUGCUGGGGAGACAAGCAGUGAUCAAGAAGCUUUUAAUGAAAAUGUAAAUGUUUGAUCUAAGUAAUUACUAUGCUACUGACUUACAAAAAUUCUCCAUUCUUGUAUUCUGCGUCCCAGCUUUUAUUGUAUCGAUCUUUUUGUUGUCCAUAUAUUUCUGAAAGCCCCGCGAGUGUUAAGAAUUAACAUUGUUGCCAAAAUGCUUUAAAGGAACCGGUUAAAGGUGAGAGCGUCGACACUUAUUCAAUAGCGGUGGACUAAUAAAUGUCUCCAGAAGAAAAGCCCUCCAGAACACACUCAGUUGUCAUUUUAGAAUCAUUUACUGAUUCAAUUUUCAGCCAGAUUUUGGCCCGCCCACAUUUCGGAUAUGUCAGCCUGACGCAUAACGAGCAGGAGCUGAUUACAUUUCCUCUCUGAACGUACGUCAGUUCAAUUUUGAAUUGAUUGCACCGCAAAUGUAUAGAAUAUGUGUGUAUGCAUGUAUAGAUCACGAAUGCGUUUCUGUAGGUGGCAUCGUGCGACGGACGUACUUUGGCUGGCUGGCUGUCAUAACGUCGGAUGACCCAUGACGAGGGUCUCACGGCCGAGCGCGUUAUGUCUCUUAAUGUCCCGAAACUGCAGCUGAGCUGUUCUGAUUUGAUAUUAUCUGAGCCAUAUAAUCUAAAAUAUUGGGCGGGUUGUUGAAAUAUUUUCAGAGGAUGAAGCUGCCAUGAGUUAGAGAUGUCUGCAUAAAUUGUGGUGAUGAUUGUUGACAGUUUUUGAAUAUUCAUCUGCUUUUAUUGGGUUCAUGCAUGAGGCCUACAAUAAUGUGGUACUCACCUGCAGUGUUUGUAUAAUUUUAAUGAUGACACCCUAAUAGAUUUGGCGGGGGACAUCGAGUCCUAGCGGACCGCCGGAGCUGUCGUGGCGGCAAUCCCCGUUGGUAUCGCCUCUCCUCUCAUCAAUUUUGUGAGACAUUUCAACCAGGUUUUCUUAAUGGUCGCACCGGUGCCGUUCAAACACCGAAUAUGCAUCGAUGUGCAGAAAGCAGGGAUAGAGACGCGUUCGGGUCGGAGGAUGGGAAGUUUGGGGCAGUGGACAAGAGGCUGUGUGAAAACAUGAGAUCAGGGACAAAGCCUAGAGACAGCAGACGAUGCUGGAAGCGGUGGAGAGGAGGAGUGCUUUCCACUGCCAAACAUCCACCAGUGCAGCGGGGGGAAAAAGAAAGGCUGCCUUGUAAAAGGCACAGGAAUCAACAAA